Messenger RNA from Owenia fusiformis, 1638 nucleotides. NCBI's taxonomy places the organism in Eukaryota, Metazoa, Annelida, Polychaeta, Sabellida, Oweniidae. The record is from the annotation of a GenBank genome assembly.
UCGAAAUCGACAGGUUCUCCAAAAUUUUGAUUACAUGUUGCCUGGUGAAUAUAAACGAAUUACAUUACCAAUGCAGAACGAUUGAAGAAAUUAUUUUACCAUGUUAUGCGGGGAUCAUGGGACCCCCUACAAGGGUACUCAAUUUGUAGAUGAUAUUAAGGUCAACAUGAUCAACCUCAGUCCAACCAUUUUGGAGCAAGGAGUUGAUCGGUCUACUGGGAGAGAUAAGUACAAUAAACCAGGCAAGGGUUCCUAUACUAGAAAGAUGGCCUCUCCCCCUCAUUUUACUGAACUCAACGACUUGGCUGUGGAAAAGAAUGGUGGGAAGAUCCUUUUUGCAACAGAUGACUGGUUUGCAGUUGCUGAAAAUUUGAUCAAGAGUGCACCUGCUGAGUGGAAGCCUGAAGCAUUCACAGAGUUUGGAAAAUGGAUGGACGGCUGGGAGACAAGACGCAAGAGGAAACCUGGCCAUGAUUGGUGCAUCAUUCAGUUGGGUGUCCCUGGUACAAUUCAUGGUUUUAAUGUUGACACAUCAUACUUCACAGGAAAUUUUGUUCCAAAAAUAUCCAUCCAGGCUGCUAGUUUAGAUAAAAUGUUACCAGCAAGGACCAGUGCAAUGGGGACUAAAUGUUCCCCAGAAGAUCUGGAAAAUAUUGCAUCAUUCAAAUCUGAGGAUUGGACCGAAUUAGUGCCAAUGAGCAAGUUAGAACCGGGCUUUAAAGGGAGCUGCAAUAACUACUUCAGAGUAGACAAUCAACACAUCCAGAACCAGACACGCUGGACCCAUCUACGUAUUAAUAGUUUCCCAGAUGGUGGUAUUGCUAGACUGAGAGUGUAUGGUCAGGCCAACCCUGACUGGAGCAAGAUUUCACAAGAGAAGGAAAUGGACUUAUGUGCAAUGUUAAAUGGUGGUAUCUGUAUAGGGUAUAGUAAUGCCUUUUAUGGUCAUCCGAGACAGAUGAUUGGUCCAGGACAAGCAGCCUCAAUGGCCGAUGGCUGGGAAACAGCUAGACGGUUGGACCGCCCAUCCAUCUUGGAGGCUGAUAACAGAGGAAUUCUCCAAGUGCCAGGAUGUGAGUGGGCUGUAUUUAGACUUGGGCAUCCUGGCACCAUAGAAAAGAUUGAGGUUGAUACCACUCAUUUUAGAGGCAAUUAUCCAGACUCUUGUAAGAUAGAAGGAUGUCUUAGCAGUGAAGCUGAUGAAGAGAAACUAGUAUCUCAAUAUGACAAUGCCUCUGUAGCAUGGCAAGCUUUAAUGCCUGUACAAAAACUCAGCGCUCAUAAGAGACAUAUUUAUUCUGGAGAUGAACUCUACGAUGCUAUGCCAGUGAGCCAUGUUCGUAUUACAAUAGCCCCAGAUGGUGGACUCAGUAGGCUGAGACUGUGGGGACAUAAAGCAACUCGUUAUAACUUAGCAAAAUUAUAACAAACUGCUGUACCUCACUGAAUAUUAUGUUUCAAUUUCCUAUUGACUGCAUUUAUACAGCCUUAGCCCCAAUCAUCUUUGUUCACUCAGCUACUGAGUGUGCAGAGAUUAGUGCCUAUUGCAUUAUUGGCUUGCAUUUAGUUUUAGUCAUUAACUUAUUACAUAUUGGAGGUGUCCAUUCCUUAGUUCGUCUGUCUGGGCAAUAACUCAAA